AUGCCAGAAAAUCUUAAAGAAUAUAUCAAAAUGAAUGAAUAUUUCAAUCCAUCCAAGUCAUCAUUGCACGCUUUGAGACUUAAGAAGCUUGCUCCAACUAUUUUAAUUUUCGGGAUAUUUACUAUUUUAUUUAUGCUAUAUGAUAUUCAUUCAGUUCCCUAUAAAUUUGCACAACAUUCUGUUGGAAUAUCUCAAGAAUCGUACAGAAAUGGUGUUAAUAAAUGUAAUAUGAUAAAACGCGCCAAGCCCGAUAAUAAAUUUAUACGGACAAGUAACCCUAGAUUCGUUCCAGGAACAAAAACUAUCAUUUUGAAAAACGGAAAGAUCUUAAAUGGAAAAGGAGAAUGUAUUUUAGGCGAUAUCAUUUUAAAAAAUGGGAUAAUUCAUGAUAUUGGACCGAAUCUCACUGAUGAGGAUGCUAUUGUAAUUGAUGUUAAGGAAAAAUUUAUUACGCCGGGACUUAUUGAUAUGCAUAGUCAUGUCGGUAUCGAAUCUUGGCCAUUUUUGCCCAUUACUUACGACUCGAACGAACGCACCGAUCCGACUACAUCUUACGUUCGCGCUCAAGACGCCAUCAAUCCAAGUGAUCCAGGAAUUAGAAUUGUCGCAUCCGGUGGUGUUACAACUUCAUUGGUUAUACCUGGUAGCGCUAAUUUGAUAGGUGGUGAAGGCUUUGUUAUGAAAAUGCGUUCAGUCGAUACUCUGUCG
Molecule: messenger RNA, 708 nt
Organism: Dentiscutata erythropus
Lineage: Eukaryota; Fungi; Glomeromycota; Glomeromycetes; Diversisporales; Gigasporaceae
Source: the annotation of a GenBank genome assembly